This is a messenger RNA of Lates calcarifer (barramundi perch), 4204 nucleotides long. RefSeq names its product Scm like with four mbt domains 2 (gene sfmbt2). Gene Ontology annotation, biological process: regulation of DNA-templated transcription. Gene Ontology annotation, molecular function: transcription corepressor activity; histone binding. The transcript is spliced from 21 exons. The coding region runs from base 571 to 3276 and encodes 901 amino acids. The record is from RefSeq and is a predicted model, not a curated record. Lineage: Eukaryota; Metazoa; Chordata; Actinopteri; Centropomidae. Gene Ontology annotation, cellular component: nucleus.
GGUAGCACACACAUACUCAGUCACACACUCAAGUUGGUUGUGGAGACUGUCACAGCCUUUGUAGCCUCACAGUUCUGUAAAUACGCUCAGCUCAAACAGCAGCAGGAGCAGUUUUUUGUGUGCUUUCAUUUCCUCACGAUUUCAAGGGAUGCAGAACUUCACUCUCUGUUCAUCACAGGACUGUUGGAUUCUCUCACUGUCCUACAUCUUCAUUUCUUUCUCUCCUGCCUGGGGUACACACCAGCUACCGCCUGAUCAAAAAAUUUGGAUAUUUUCUCUUUUUUAUUUUUGGGAUAUUGGUUUCAAAGUAGAGAUUGACAACCCGAUCUGGAGUUGUUUUUUGGCUUGAUUGAGGAUCGCUGUGUGGCGGCAGCGUGCCUCCGUGCUAAUUGCCAGGUUGAUGAAAGUGGGUGGAAGUCGGUGAGUGAAUCACUGGUGAUGCGACUGCAUGACCAAGGACAACCGCCAGGCAAGUGACAAACAAGGGGCGUUGAGGAACGUGAGAGAUGUGGUGAAGAAAAACUGAAAACACCUCAGGUCUAAAGAAAAACACUCACCAGGAAGCGGAGGAUGCAGUCUCGCACUCAGGAGCAGCCCCUGGCCCUUACCACGGUCAAGUCCUACAAUUCAACCAAUGGGAAAGAAGAAGAAGUGAAUACAGAUGCAGAUUCCAUGGAGGAGGAGGCGGAGUUUAACUGGGAGGAGUACAUGGAGGAGACGGGGGCUAACGCCGCCCCUCACACCACCUUCAAACAUGUGGAGAUCAGCCUGCAGAGCAGCUUCCAGCCCGGUAUGAAGCUCGAGGUGGCCAAUAAGAGCAGCCCGGACACGUACUGGGUGGCCACCAUCAUCACCACGUGUGGCCAGCUGCUGCUGCUGCGCUUCAGCGGCUACGGCGAGGACCGCAAGGCUGACUUCUGGUGUGACGUCAUGACGGCCGAGCUGCAUCCAGUGGGCUGGUGCGCCCAGAACAACAAGACCCUCAUGCCCCCUGAAGAUAACAUUUACCUAAGAAAAGCCAUCAAGGAGAAAUACAGCGACUGGACAGAGUUCCUCAUUCAGGACCUGACAGGCUCUAGGACAGCACCUGCCAACCUGCUGGAGGGGCCUCUGAGAGGUAAGAACACAGUAGAUCUGAUCGUUGAGGGCUCGGUCUUGGAGCUUCAGGACGUCUCGGAUCCUUUCCUGUACUGGCCUGUUAGAGUCAUCCAAAACGUUGGAGGGAGACUAUGCCUGCGCUAUGCAGGUCUCUCUGAAGACCACCAGGCUCAGGACACCUGGUUGUUCUAUCUGGACGUCAGACUCCGGCCUCUUGGCUGGGCCCUGGAGAACCAUCUCACCUUAGAACCACCCAUAGAGCUCAGGUCUCUGAAGAACGCCCCUGACUGGCAGCAGGCUCUGGAGGACGCUCGACUCGAUGGACAGAAGAGUCCGCUGCCGCUCGAGGUGUUCAAGGACCACGUAGACCUACCCAAGCACUCCUUCAAGAUGGGGAUGAAACUGGAGAUGGUUUCUCCGUGGGAACAGCUCAAGAUCUGCCCCGUUUCUGUCACCAAGGUCUACAAUGAGAUCUACUUCCAGGUCAUGCUGGAUGAUCUCUCUGUUGACGCUAAGCCACAGUUUGUGGUGUGUCACGCCAACUCGCCUGGCAUCCUGCCAGUCCAGUGGUGCCUGAAGAACGGCAUGAAUCUGGAGAGGCCCCGAGGAUAUGAGGGCCAGGACUUCGACUGGGCAGACUACCUGAAGCAGAGCGGGACCGAAGCUGCUCCUGACGCCUGCUUUCCUGAUACAUGGCAGAACAGAGGCUUUGCCAAGGACAUGUGGCUGGAGGCGGUGAACCCUCACCGGCCGGUGGAGGUGUGUGUGGCUCAGAUCACACAGGUCAGAGGACGCCUGCUGUGGCUCCGACUGGAAGGUGUGGCGAAGCCCCUGUCAGAGUGUCUCGUGGACGUCGAGUCCAUGGACAUCUUCCCUGUCGGCUGGUGCGAGGCCAACGCUUACCCUCUGACCCCUCCACUCAAACCUGUCUGCCAGAAACAGAAGAAGAUAGCUGUGGUCCAGCCAGAGAAACAGUUGGCUCCGUCCCAGCCAGUGGAGACGACUCCUGUCAACUACUGCCAGCCCGUUGCCAUGGAUCCAGGCUCAGCCAAUGGCAGAUAUUGCUGCUCCAAGAUUUUUGUCAACCAUCGCUGUUUCUCAGGACCCUACCUCAACAAGGGACGCAUUGCAGAGCUGCCGCAAGCUGUCGGGCCCGGAAAAUGCACACUGGUCCUCAAAGAGCUGCUGAGCAUGCUGAUCAACGCCGCCUACAAACCUGGACGAGUCCUGAAGGAGCUGCAGGAGCUGGAGGAUAAGAGCUGGGACUGCCAAGAGGAGACCCUCAAAGCCAAAUACAAAGGGAAAACCUAUCGCUCCACUAUCCGAAUAGUCCGCCUGGCAGACCAGAUCCCAGACUUCUGCCGUAAGGUGUGUGUGAAGCUGCAGUGCUGCCCGAACCUCUUCAGCCCCGUCCUCGUCACCGACAAGUGCCCAGAGAACUGCUCCGUUCAGACCAAAACCAAAUACACCUAUUACUAUGGGAAGAAGAGGAAGCUGUCCAAGCCGAUGGGAGGAGAGGAGACAGCGGAGGGAGAGCUGGCCAAGCCGACGCGCCGCAGGAAGAAGAGGAAAGCUAUCUUUGUGCAGAAGAAAAGACGCUCGUCCGCUGUGGACUACACUCCUGCUGGCUCACCACAGGACAGCGAUGAAGGAGAGGAGGAUGAGGAGAUGGCGCUGCAGUCGGGCAGCGAAGGCAACAGCUCGGAGCCUCGCGAGGACCACACUGAUGCCUCCUCAGUGGAGGUGAUCAGCAGCCGUCCUCGUCGGGCUGCGGCGCGCUGCAGGGCUGUCAGUGCGGGAAACGCCGCAACCAGUCAGGAGGUCCCCGAAGGCCGCAGGAGGUCAACUCGCUCGCUGUCUACCUACAACCAGAACAACAACAAGUAUCAGCCGCCCAAAGGACAAGACAUGCAGGUGGAGGAGGAGGAGGGUCAGCUGGUUUUAGACAGAAACCCCCUGGAGUGGACUGUAGACGAAGUCGUCCAGUUUAUCAACUCUACUGACUGUGCGUCCCUGGCCAACAUCUUCCAGGAGCAGGACAUCGACGGUCAGGCCCUGCUGCUGCUGACCCUGCCCACAGUCCAGGAGUGUAUGGACCUGAAGCUUGGCCCUGCCAUCAAGCUGUGUCACCAGAUAGAGCGUGUCAAGGUCGCCUUUUACAGACAGUACGCUAACUGAUUGAGGACUCAGCUGAUCGGUCGAGAGGAAAGUUUGUGCACAACGUGGAUGUAUCAGAUUAACUGCCACCUGGUGGAAAACUUUGUGGACUUUUUGACCAUGUGGAGUUGAGUUUUUAUGGAUUUCCCAACUCACAAGAAGAAGGAAUAUGUUUUAGAGCGGCUGCACUGGAAAAAGUAGAAACUAUGCGCAGCAACAAAGUGAAUUCUGGAGGAUUUUUACCCACGAGGAGCUGAAGGAUUCAUUUCUGGAGUACUGUUGGUGUGAAAAUGUGAUGCAGUACCCACAUGAACUUCAAACAACACGCACACAUUGGAGUGGAUCCGUGUGCUUUGCUGAUCUGUGAAGAAGAUAUUUUGAGAAGAUGAGGACUCCAUGACUUUUCAUGUUUAUUUCUUACUUUUCAUUCCCAUUUUAUUUGUGAUAGAGAAGCAUUAUAGCAUUUAAGUUAAAAUAAUUAUUGAAGACAAAGACAUUUCCCCUUUUUUGUGUGACAUAAUUGGUUCUAAAAUCUAUAUAUAUUUAACAACCCAGGAAGUAAUAUAUUUGGAAUAUUUAUUGUAAUCCUUAUUUAUAAGGAGGAAUCUAUCUAUUUGGAUGCUGAGAAAGAAUUGAAGAGUUCUAUCGUAAAAUCAACUCCUUCUCCACUGAAACUAAACAUAAAGGAAGUAUUUGUUAUUUCACAAACAGAAACCAAAACCUGCAUUAGUUUAGAUUCACACCUCAGUUUCUGGUCACAAAGGAGAUAAAAACAGCUGUGUCCCAUGUGCUGUUGGAGAGAAUAAUGCCCUCCAAAAUACUUUGAACCCACUCUCCUCUCAUUGUUACAAUCACAUGCAACAAUCAUGUAAGCUAUUUUGUGUCCAUCUAUGCAAAGGUGUUGCAGAUAUUUUUGAUAAGUAAGAAAAUAAAUUUCUAUUGAUUUUUA